AUGCUCAGCUCCCCGAGUGCCCACGAACCCAUCUCUAUUACCGUGAACGAUGCCGAUGGUCAGGCAUUGAAGUUACCGGGGGAGGACGACACGGGCGUCUUCUCCUUCGAUGGUGUCAAUGGCGCCUCACCUAUCUCUAGCCAUGCGCCGUCCUCAUCACCCAUGAGCGCGAAUUGGGCCCCAGGAGCCUUCCGCGAGGCGCCUGGCUCUCCCAAUAGUCCCUUCAGCGACCCUCCCUCCCCUUUCUCUGGCUAUGAGCACUACUCUGGGCCCUCGUCGCCAUAUAACGAGCAGUCACCGGGCUCCUCGCACCAGUCCUCCCCGAUCGUGACCCGCAUGGGCGCCAUGGACCUUACCGAGGAGACUUCCUUCGACUUCUCUACGAUGUCUCCCAAUGAAUACGGAUUCUCAUCCCCCACCUCAUCCACUACCGACAUGUCGCGCGGCCGAUCGUCGUCACGAUCGACUGAGUCUCAAGGACAGCGCCGCGACAUCAGCCAGCUCGGCAUCCCUGACAUGCAAUACGCAUCCGACUUCAUGUCAGAUGGAGGGCUCAUGCCAGAAGGAUCGUCCAGCGAGCUUUUUGGGCAAACAGACCCUCUCAACGACCCCGUCUUCUCGUCUUGGGGGACGGAAGCUCCUCAACCAUCUUCAUGGGGGACCGACGAUGUUCAGUCGUCCUGGGGCACCGAAGCCGCCCAGCCAUCCCUCACCGUCGAUACCGCCGCCACGAACUUUGCGGCUCAGGAUAACAGCGCCACACAAUCGCGCCACCGACGCGGGCUGUCCGCGUCCUCGAACGAUCCCUUCAUCAGCGGGUACUCCCCCACAUCACACACCUCGUCACCCUCGGGCGAGGGCGCGCUAGGCUAUCCUGGCGAGGGUAUGCCAGGAUAUGCCGGUGAAGGCAUGCCGGGCUACGCGGGCCCGCCCUCACCAGUACCCUCCGAGCCGCAUCUGAGCGCAGCCCUAUCAAGCCGGAGAUCGAGCUAUUCAGAGUCGCACAACGGCCAUAGUGUGGCGGCGGCGAACCGCGGCCGCUCGCACUCGCGUACCUCGUCCUCCGCGUCCUCCUCGCGCAGGCCCAGCCCGUACUCGCGGCCAGACUCCGUCUCGUCGUCGCAGUUCCUUGCGGUGCCCGACCACCACACGCUCCAGCGGCGGCAUAGUCUGCACAACGGGCGGGUGCGGCCCAUGGACGAUCGCCCGCUCAGCGACGCGCACGCGACGCUGCAGAGGCAUAUUAGCGCGCCCGUGCCGAGGAGCAGGGAGCCGAGUCCUGCGCGGCCGGGGCAUAGGCCGUGUGGCCGCCCCUCGUCGCCCUACCUCCUCCCGCAGACCGUCUCGCCCAACGAGCUGCACAAUCGGGAUGCGAGUCCCGCACGGUUCGGCCAUAGACCAAGUGUUUCCGAGGACAUACGUGCGAGUGGCUCCUCCACCCUGGCGCCGCCGACGACGGUGUCGCCGCAGGACCUCUUCCUCCGCGAGCCCAGCCCCGCGCGCUUCGGGCACCGUGGCUCGAUGUCGGAGGACAGGCGGUACGCGGGCGCGAGCAGCCUCGCGCCGCCAGGGCAGGAGGCGCCGUAUCAGGAGCCGUCGCCGUUUCGCGUUGGGCCCUCCUCGUCCUUCCGCGGCGGGCAGGAGGCGCUCUACUCGAACGAGGGGUCCUCCUCCUCGUCCUUCCUCUCGCCAACGACCCCGGAAGACCUGCAGCUCGGCGAGUCCGACAUCGUGAAGAAGAAGGUCGCGUCGGCGGCGAUUCUGCAGGCGAGCGGCGGGCGAAGGAAGAAGGCUGCUGACUUCAAGUGUACGUGGGAGCAGUGCAAUGCGACGUUCACGGCGAAGCAUAAUCUGACGAACCAUAUGAACUCGCACAAGGGGGUGAAGCCACACAAGUGCAGGUACUGCGGCAACGGGUUCACGACCUCGGGCACCGCGCGGAGGCACGAGAACCAGUGCAGCCAGAACCCCGGGAAGCAGGCCGGCGGGGCUGUCUCGUCUUCCUAG
This is a messenger RNA of Schizophyllum commune H4-8, 2007 nucleotides long. RefSeq lists its product as uncharacterized. Gene Ontology annotation, cellular component: nucleus. Bases 1 to 2007 code for a protein of 668 amino acids. The transcript has 5 exons. NCBI's taxonomy places the organism in Eukaryota, Fungi, Basidiomycota, Agaricomycetes, Agaricales, Schizophyllaceae. Gene Ontology annotation, biological process: regulation of transcription by RNA polymerase II. Gene Ontology annotation, molecular function: RNA polymerase II cis-regulatory region sequence-specific DNA binding; DNA-binding transcription activator activity, RNA polymerase II-specific. The record is from RefSeq and is a predicted model, not a curated record.